AUGGGGGAGGUGAUCUUGUGGGAUAAGACAGGUGUUCUGACACAGGCUGGAGAUUCAGACUUUGCUCCAGAACUGCAUGAGAAGACACCCACCUCCGUGGUGGCAGUGGCCUCAGUCCCUCCAAAUCCCAGGUCUUCGAAGGAAAGAGAGGAAGCACCACCACACCCCGGGACCCACCUGCAGGCAGGGCCGCGCCAGCAUAGGCACUGGGCUGUCAUGGAGCCAGGAACCCUGAGCCCGGGCAGGGCCACCCCUGCUGGGCCCCUGGAGGACACUCCCUUGCUGCUGGAGCUUCAGAAGCUGCCGGGAUUGGCCAACACAGACUUGAGUGCCCCGAAUCCCAACAUCCAGGUGACCAUCGAGGUGGUGGAGGACCCCCAGGCCGAGGUGGAAAUGGACCUAUUGGACGAGCCCAGCAAUCACUGGCCCCAGGGCGCUCCCAACUGGCUGCCCACCAAGGAGCUCUUUUGGCCUCUCUUCUGGGGCUACCUGGAAGGCGAAGAAGGGGACACGAGGCUUGAGGGCAGGGCCCCAGGGGAAGAGGCGGAGGAGGAGGAAGAGGAGGACUACCUUGCAGAGUACAGUGAGGGCGAAGACCAGGAGGGCUACGAUGAGGAUGAUGAUGACAAUGAGGAAGAACCAUGGUCCAGUGGGGCCAUGGACAGUCAGGACCUGGGCUGGCCAGCCCCCAGAGAUGGGACCUUCAAGGAGCUCGACAGCUAUGACUAUGAGCCUCAGGAGGAGUGGAGCCCCUGGUCUCCCUGCCCUGAGAGCUGCAGCAGCGGCAGCCAGCGGAGGACUCGGCCCUGUGGCUAUGCCUGCACUGCCACCUAGUCCUGGGCCUGCGACCUGUCCCCCUGUCCCGGCGCCGAGGACGAGAUCACCUUGGGCUUCCCCAGUGAGGGGUGGCAGCCCCUUACCCACAAUGCUACGGACGUGCUUGGCUCAGAUGUGGACAGCUGUGAGAAGUGGCUGAAUUGCAAGAGCGACUUCCUGGCCAAGUACCUGAGCCAGGUGCUGCGGGACCUGCCCAGCUGCCCGUGCGCCUACCCGCUGGAGGCCGUGUACAGCGCCGUGAGCCUGCGGGACGAGCUCCAGGGCCGCAGCUUCCGCUUCCGGUGGCGGGACGCCAGCGGCCCGCGCGAGCGCCUGGACGUGUACCAGCCCACGGCGCGCUUCUGCCUGCGCUCGCUGCUGUCGGGCGAGAGCAGCACGCUGGCCGCGCAGCACUGCUGCUACGACGAGGGCAGCCGACUGCUGACCCGCGGCAAGGGCGCUGGCGCGCCCGACCUGGUCAGCACCGACUUCUCCCCAGAGCUGCACUUCAAGGUGGACACGCUGCCCUGGAUCCUGUGUAAGGGGGACUGGAGCCGCUACCACGCCGUGCGGCCCCCCAACAACGGCCGGGCCUGCGCUGACAACCCCCCUGAGGAGGAGUACCUGGCCCAGUUGCAGGAGGCCAAGGAGUACUGAUGGGGGGCUCCUCACCCCGUCCCCUGCCCAGACUCCAGGAGGGCCUGCGUGCCCUCUGCUCCUGACCCCGAAGGAGCGCGGCUGCAGGCCUUGCAGUGGGGUUAGAAAGGUACGGGUGAGUGGAGGGAGCUUUCCCCAAGGCCCCUGGGGUGCAGUGGAAAUGUGUGCAGCCCUGUGUCUGUUGGGAGUGGGGGCUCCCUUGCCUGCCUGCUGGACAUGCUGCCCCAGCCUGGCUGCUCCUUUCCAGCUCUCUGGGUCAGAGGCCCUUCUGCGCUGGCUCUGGUGUGCAGCGGUGAGCCAGCCGCUUCUGGUACGCCCCAAUUCCUGGGACCUGCUCACCCAAGUCCCCAGCCCUAGAGGCCAGCUGAGCAAUGGCCAGUCCUUUUAUCCGCCCACAGCUGCCCUUUGCCAGGCUGCCAUCCAGUCUGGACGGCCACUCCUGCUUAUUUCUGGGUGGUGCCCGCCCCUCCUGCCCCACCCCUGCAGUGAGCCCCCGCGCAGGAGGGCUAUCCUUAGCUCCCAGCUGCCUUUCUGGUGGACACCACUCUCCUCUCGGGUUGAAGGCCGACAGCAAGACCUGAGUAGACAGUCCCCAGGCAGGGAAUGGCUCACCCAAUUGUCCCGUCUUUCCUUUGGUCAGCCCCCUGCUCUGCCCAGAUUGUAGGAUUACUCAGGGUGGAAGCUGGCCCUGUCUUGAGUGGGGAAGUAGCAGCUUGUCACAGCAGCCAGGCUUGGGACAGGCCUAAAACUGGUCCCUGACGGUGUGUCAUGGGCCAGUAAUGAUGAUAAACCAGCUCUCUAGGAGGGGAAAAGAUCCCCAAUUUGUAGCAUUUAGGCGAUAUUUGGAGUAAGUACUCACACCAAUGGCCCAUCUCCAGCUCCCAGUGCCUGGGAGCUGGGCAGAGUUGUGCCUCACCGACUAGCACGCCCGUGCCUCACCGACUCUCCCAGAACACCCGUGCCUCACCGACUCUCCCAGCACACCCGUGCCUCACUGACUCUCCCAGCACACCCGUCCCUCACC
Molecule: messenger RNA, 2497 nt
Organism: Tupaia belangeri chinensis (Chinese tree shrew)
Lineage: Eukaryota; Metazoa; Chordata; Mammalia; Scandentia; Tupaiidae
Gene: ISM2
Product: isthmin 2
Exons: 7
Source: RefSeq, a predicted model, not a curated record